Cetraspora pellucida is the source of this 150-nucleotide messenger RNA. The record is from the annotation of a GenBank genome assembly. NCBI's taxonomy places the organism in Eukaryota, Fungi, Glomeromycota, Glomeromycetes, Diversisporales, Gigasporaceae.
AUGUUUGUUAGAAAUAAAUCAAAAAUAAUACUUAAAAAUAUCGAAAAAUUUCUUCCUUAUAAUGAGUCACUUUUAGAUUUUAACGGUGGAUUACAAACUUUUAAAAAUAAUUCAAUUCCUAAUAUGAGAAAAAAGUCUAGUUCGGUCUAA